Molecule: messenger RNA, 7938 nt
Organism: Conger conger (European conger)
Lineage: Eukaryota; Metazoa; Chordata; Actinopteri; Anguilliformes; Congridae
Gene: kpna6
Product: karyopherin alpha 6 (importin alpha 7)
Exons: 14
Coding region: 132-1757 (541 amino acids)
Biological process (GO): NLS-bearing protein import into nucleus
Cellular component (GO): nucleus; cytoplasm; nucleoplasm
Molecular function (GO): nuclear import signal receptor activity; protein binding
Source: RefSeq, a predicted model, not a curated record
UUUGUCCAAGCCAGGCUUCCGUUUCUCUCCGACAUAUUGUCUGCGGACAGCAAAUUCUGGAAGGCUGAGAGCGCCCAAGGAUUACGAUUUAUUUAUCGUAAGAAACAGAACUAUCGGACACAUCAGACAAAAUGGAGACCACUGCGAGUCCCGCAAAGGAUAACUACCGAAUGAACCGCUACAAGAACAAAGCCCUGAACCUGGAGGAGAUGCGUCGCCGGAGGGAGGAGGAGGGCGUCCAGCUCAGGAAACAGAAACGAGAGGAGCAGCUGUUCAAGAGGAGAAAUGUAGAGAUGCUAAAUGAGGAGGCGGGAGUAUUCGACAGCCCCCUCAUGGAUGCCUUCAUCAGCUCCACCACGGCUGGGGAGGGCGUCAUCAGCAGAGACAUGGUGGAGAUGCUCUUCUCUGAAGAUCCGGAAAUGCAGCUUGCCACCACACAGAAAUUCAGAAAGCUUCUGUCGAAGGAGCCAAAUCCGCCCAUCGAUGAGGUUAUCAACACCCCUGGGGUCGUAGAGAGGUUCGUCGAGUUCCUGAAGAAAAGUAUCAACUGCACUCUGCAGUUUGAGGCUGCCUGGGCGUUAACCAACAUCGCCUCUGGGACAUCCCAGCAGACCAAGAUUGUAAUUGAAGCUGGGGCGGUCCCCAUCUUCAUCGAGCUUCUCAACUCUGAUUUUGAGGAUGUGCAGGAACAGGCUGUGUGGGCUCUAGGGAACAUCGCAGGUGACAGUGCAGUGUGCAGAGACUAUGUACUAAACUGUAACAUCCUGCCACCACUGUUAAUGUUGUUGACCAAGUCCACCAGACUGACGAUGACCAGGAAUGCUGUUUGGGCACUAUCAAACCUGUGCCGGGGAAAAAGUCCACCACCAGAGUUUGAAAAGGUUUCGCCGUGCCUGCCUGUCCUGUCCAGGUUGCUGUUCAGCAGCGAUCCGGAUCUGCUGGCAGACGCGUGCUGGGCCCUGUCCUACCUCUCAGACGGGCCCAACGAGAAGAUCCAGGCCGUCAUCGACUCGGGGGUCUGCAGGAGGCUGGUGGAGCUGUUGAUGCACACAGACUACAAGGUGGCCUCACCAGCUCUGAGGGCUGUGGGGAAUAUUGUCACCGGUGAUGACAUUCAGACGCAGGUGGUGCUGAACUGCUCUGCCCUGCCCUGUCUCCUGCACCUCCUGAGCAGCGCCAAGGAGUCCAUCCGCAAGGAGGCCUGCUGGACCAUCUCUAACAUCACAGCGGGUAACCGAGCGCAGAUCCAGACGGUAAUAGAUGCGAACAUCUUCCCCGUCCUGAUUGAGAUUCUUCAGAAGGCAGAGUUCCGCACAAGGAAAGAGGCGGCGUGGGCAAUCACGAACGCCACGUCGGGCGGGACCCCCGAGCAGAUCAGGUACCUGGUGAACCUGGGCUGCAUCAAACCACUGUGUGACCUGUUGACUGUCAUGGACUCCAAGAUUGUGCAGGUGGCUCUCAAUGGCUUGGAGAACAUCCUCAGACUGGGCGAGCAGGAAGCCAAGAAGGACGCCAAGCAAAACGGCAGCGGCAUCAAUCCCUACUGCAGUCUGAUCGAGGAGGCAUACGGACUGGACAAGAUCGAAUUCCUGCAGAGUCACGAGAACCAGGAGAUCUACCAGAAGGCCUUCGACCUGAUCGAGCACUACUUCGGCGUGGAGGAGGAGGACGCCAGCCUGGCCCCGCAGGUGGAUGAGAACCAGCAGCAGUACCUCUUCCCUCAGCAGGAGGCGCCCAUGGAAGGCUUCCAGCUAUAACCGCUCCGCCCCGUUUGGGCCCCCUCCCCCCCCCACCCCGCGCAGUCGCACCAUCCCAAACCCAACGGCACGCUGCUGGGCCUAGCGGAGAGCCGCUGCCAUUCCGAUCUGAGCGCCCAGCACCAAGGCCCGAGCCUGCCGAGCCCACGAGCAGCUCCACACCACCUCUGCUUCUGUUGCCCAUGGUAUAUUCCUAUUCGGUUUUUUUUUUCCCCAGCGCUUGCUUUUGUACUAUCUCUAGGGUCAGAUUUCGCUGGACACGAUUUCAGAGUAGCACUAGGCAGCCCGGUUUGGAAUUCUUUGGGAGCGCAGUGCAUGCUUUUUUUUUUUUUUUUUUUGGAGGACUUUAGGAUCCUAAUACUGUAGGAUCAGAAUCAAACCUGUCUGACAUGAGGAGGGAUCUCCCUUUUGGGGGGAAACGUAGGCCCCCCCCCCCCCCCCCCGUUCUGUCUGUAGGUAAUUUCAGUAAGCCACAUAUCUAUAUACCGCUAAUGGAAAAUGGAGCUGAGCUGCAAUGCGUCCCUAAAUCCAAAAUGUACAAUUCAUUCUCGGACCUUGUGUUUUUCCAGCAUAAGAUAUAGUACGUGUCACUGAGUGAGUUUGGCACUGGAUAUCGAAGUUUCUUUUGCUACUGAUGCUGAAAGUAUUUGUUUUCUUUUUGUUUUUGUUCUCACCAUUUUUGAAUUGGCAAAAUAAUUACCUUAAUUUGGUUUAAUUUAAAUAUAUAUUUUAAAAGUUUGGGGAUAAUAUGGGCUUUUUUUGGGGGCCGGGGGGGCAGGAGUCUGAGAAUGAAUUAGAGAUAGGGACUGGGGAAGGCGGUGCGAAUGGGUGGUUGGAACAUGGGUUGGGGAUAUCUACUGGAGAUAUCUUGGAAGAGGUUUGUGAGUUUCAAAAUGUAUAGGUUAGUAGCUGAUCAAAGGUGAUAUAACUAGUGAUAUAUUUGUUGUGUGCCGUGUUAUUAAUAACGAUAAAUUUAAAAUAUCAAAUAAAUUAAUGAAUAGAUGCAAGAUUUAAAAGUACACAUCCGAGGGGGCUGGGCAGCUGUCUGCGGCAGCAGAUUAUGUACAUUUGUCAAACGGAGCUUAUUUUUUAUAUAUGCAUAUAGGUAUAAAGAUAUUUACAUUGAGAGUCUUAAUUUGGCUUUCACAUUUCUUUCUUUUUUUCUUUUUCUUUUUUUGAAUUGAAAUCCAAUGUAAAUAGAGAUGCUGUUAGCAUGUAGCCCAGGCCUUGCAUACCCCCAGUUUGUGUACUUUAGGGUUUCGCAUGGUGUUAAUAUUAUAUUACCAACUGUCAUUUUGCCUCCCUUGCCAAACACUUGGAGAUAAAUGGGAUCUGGUGUUCUACCGCUCCCGUCAGCUGAACAUUCAACAACAUUGAAAAACUAUAUAUAAAACAUACUGAUGUUUGGGGAAAAAUAAUUACAAGGAAUGUUACGAUUAAACAGAAAUUGCACACGUCUGACCCAUAGACUGGCUGAGUAGAACCAACCGCUUUUGUCUAAAGAUGGUUCUGGACAAUGAGCAAUUUCAGUGCAGUAAAAAAGACGUAUGAAGCCUUGUUCUUGGUUCCAAGGUGGUCAAGCAGUUAUACUGCCCAGUUGCAUUGUCCCUCUGCAUUGCGGUGACAUAACUGGAAUGUGUGUACGCCUGUGUGUGAGCUUCAAAAAGUACAAACCAGUGCACUGGUGAGGACAUUGUCCUUUAGGAGAUGCUGUUUCUGGUCCGGUCUCAUUGAGGUUUCAAAUCUUUUGGCACUUAUCUUGGGAGGCGCUCCUCCAUUUGCUGGCCAAAGUCUUGGACACAGUUGGAGCAACCAAAUGGCCUUCCACCAGUGUAAUGGAAUGGGUUAAAUCCUUGUGUCCGCUAGGUUCCUGUUUAUUGCUAGUGAUGGAAAUGAGUGGCCUCUCUUCAUUUGAAGUCUUGAUGGGCAAUGAUAUAUGACUGAUGUAUUGUUGUUUGACGCCAUUUUAAUUGCACACGUAGUUGUUGCUUUGAUUUCCAGAAGAAAGGCGGAGAACAGUUCAAGUGGAAUAUUGGCCAACCUUUAACUUGGGUUCUCUUAAGCUGUCCUGGCUUAGUCCAGAUGCAUGUGCUUUUAUUUCAGUCGGCAUUAAAAGCUUCCUUGCCGAUUGUUAGUUUAAUAUUAAUGGUUAAUAUGUGCAAUUCAUUUCCACAAUGGACAAAAAUUGUUUGCAACAAUCCCAGUAAUAUAUUACGAACCAUUAACUUUGGUAUCAAUUGUGGGAAAACCUCUCCAGAUGUAUACAUUUAAAAAUGUUGUUUCAGAUCUACACAAAGCCAGCUAAAUGGCAAGAUCUCUUCAGUCUAGUUACUAGGUGGUAUUUGGAUGGGAAAGUUAUAAAGGCAUUUGGUGGGUCAGAUGCAUGGUCUGUGGAGACAUCUGUGUCUUCCAAUAUUCACCUGAAAGGCUCUUGCUGUACAUAGUUUAUUACUAUAUAUUUUUAUAUUUGUUCUUCCCCCCGCCCCCCAAUCCAUCUAGCUGAUGAUUCUCAAGCUUUGGCAAGGGAAAGAAGUCUUGCAUUAAAGGCAAAUGUAACCAGAAAUUUAAAAAUAUAUAUAAAUGUUUGCACACUACUUUCACACAUGCAUACAAGACCAGCCAACACUGUACACUUAUACUCACCAUAGCUACACAACACAACAGAGGAAAAUGGCUUCCAUAAUCUAGCCUUGAAGGAAAAAUCUUUGCAUGGCUUUUUUGUGCAAGCUACAACCGAAUUCUUUUUGACGUUCAUGUGUAAAUGCACUCUGGAUUUUUGUUUCCCCCCCCCCCCCCCCCUCCUUUUCUUGACUUUCUGUUUCUUCCUUUAAAAAAGUGAAAAAAAAAAAGAAGAAAAAAAAAAAAGCACCCUCACUCCUCACCUUGUGAGCACAUUACGUUGGGCAGGUGGGUCAUCGGCACUUGUGGAUUAGGAGUAUAAAAAGUAAUGCUGGCUUAAAAAAGAAAAAAAAAGAAAAACCUCUUUAAAACUGUGACUCUGUUUUUUUGUGGUAAAAGUAUAGCCACCGUAUUCCCAAAUUAUGGAAGCGUUUUUCUCUACCUCUGCGUCAUACAGACUGGAUUGAUGCUUUAUCGUGUUGGGGUGCGGGGUUGGCCACUUAAACACUAAGUGGUCAACACUGACGGACAGAUUCUCUGCGAGAGACCGGUUUGUCCUGCGUAUGCCCACCUUUAUUCACCACAGAUUGUGGUUCUUGGUUGAUCAGUUCUUGACAACGGAACCAGCCAGUUUGUUCACAUACCCUUGACAGUUGGUGGACAUUGGGUUUAUUUUAUUUUUUUGGUUCUCCCCCAAUACGUUCUGACAAUUUCCGUCAUUAUUUUCAAUGUGACAAGCUGUGGUUCUUUGACCCAAUUCCUUCCUUAAUUAACUUUAAACCUGAACAAUCUAGCCCUGAUUUGUCAUAAGACCAUUGGCCAAAAAAUCCCUGAAUCCUCUGUUAUGAACCAAGUCAAAAAGCCAGUUCUUGGGUGUUUUAUGUCAGUUAUUGGUUACAUGGCUUACAAUUAGCUCCCAGAGAAAUGGGUUACUUGGUUACCUUGAACAUGUAACAUUUUGAAUACAGUGACUUGCACCAAAUAAUAGUUGCAAAAAAGCAGCAAAAGGCAAAAAAAUGUAAAAGUGCCAUUGACUAGAAGUUGCAGAGCACAUUCAUUAUUCUUUUUUUUUUUUCCUGAAAGUUGGUCAGGUUACUGUCACUGUAUUUUCACCCAAUGGAACCAUUACCUCUGUCUAGCUUUCUUGAAUCUGUAUUCUAAGCACAAUCUCUAAAAUUGAUUUUGUUGAUUGUUACUCUGUUCACCUAUAAAACAUAUUGUUUGAGACAUUUAACCUUUCCGCAUACUUCGUUUUUGAAGUCAACAGCCUUUACGUUUGUUAAAUAAUUCAUUUCAUUUCUUUCGACUCUCAGUCCCUCUGCUCGAAAGAACCCCCCAAUCCUUUGUUCAGUACCCUCAAUUGUUAUUGAAAUCUGCUCUGUUAACUAUGCAAAAUGGGAGUGAGGCGUUCUGACCAAGGGCACUUACUUGGCUACACGUUAUUACAAAUUGUGUAGAAGUAUUCUUUUUCACGGCCCCCCCCCCUUCUACCUGAUUUGUUGCAUACCAUUUUACAAAUUUCAGAUUGAUAGCUAAAGUGUUAAGUUUUGGGAGAGGUGGGGAAGAGGUUUCCACCACAGCCUCUUCAACUUCUUGCUGGCAUACAUUAUUGUGGUGAAAGUAGGGAAAAUGUUAAGUUUAAAGAGCUUGUAGAAGUGCGUGACUUGGAGUGGAUAAAUUAUUGCCUUGUUGAGUUCAGCAGGCAAUGAGUUUAUGGUUUACGGAUGAUGGGACGGCUCACGCCUGCUUUAGAAGUGCUCCCUAACCUCACCUACGCUUCACCUCAUUGGCUCGCUGCCAAAACCUCGCUCAACCGACGCCUGUUGUACACGCUCCAGGUUCUUUUCUCGCUACUUGGUUUUUGUCCUGUUAUUUUAAAGACCAGUGAGGUAUAAAAAAAAAAUAAAAAAAGAGGAACAAACAAAUGAAAAAAUAAACAAAACAAACAAUGCACUCCUAUUCACUAAAGUGCCAAUCCGACCAAUAAAGACUGAAGGUUGAUGUAUAUCGUCUGUCUUUACGACUUUUGUUUUUUACUUGAAUAUGCACAAAUAGUGUGCAACUUGUUGCUGCUUUUUUCCUUACCUAUAAAAUUGCAUUACCCACUACAAUUUCUGUAAAGAAAUGUGGCAUACUUUGCAGUUGGUGCACUAAAUUCUUUUAUUGGAUCAGAAUAGAGGAAUUAAUCAUUUGAGGUGUAUAUUGUUCAUUUUUCUAAUUUAUUCUGUGGUACUUUAUUCAGAAUUCAUCUGACCGUGCUUUUGUAAUUGCUUUUUUCUUUUGUCUUUGUCUGCUUGCAAACCCAAGUUGCAAAUAUGUUCCAGGAGUUCAGUGUCUCUUGUCAGUUCCCAGUGUUAGUCAUGAUGUGUGUACUUUUUACACUGUUGCAUACUUUCAUAACUGGGUUUUACAAGGUGGUAUAUUCUUUUGAAUAUUAUCGGCCACAUUUUGACCAGUGUUAGUGCUAGUCAGUUUUCAGGGAUGUAGUGUCAAGCAGUGUCAAUACAAACCAUUUGGAUGUUGCAAUCUUCCAGCUAAGUGCAUUUCUUUUUUUAAAUUGCAAAUUACAACAUUUAGUCACCAGCUUUGAAGUUGUACUUACUUCCAUGUCAAAAGUCAGUUUUGUUCUGCAUAAAACAAUAUUUAAAAUUGAAGCAUUUCUAAAGUUUCAAGACAUGAUUUACAAAUUGAGUGACAUUGAGUGGGGUUGUUUUUCUGAAUGAAAAAAAAUGAUAACAUCGAUUUGGAGUAGCAAUAAAUGAGGGUUUCAGACUAAAUAUCGCCAACUCUCCUCUCAAACACUCCUUCAGGUAUAUUGUUCAGGCUGUUGGCCGUAUUGUUGGUAUACAUAAUUGAAACCACUGCUUGACUACAUAAAAUCCUGGCUUCAGAGAUAAUGAGCUCGUUUACAAAACAGAGUAUCAUAUCAAGUAGAGCUCUGGUAAUAGGUUAUUUCAUAUGAAUGAAUACAGCAAUUGUCCUGAUGUAAUUGCAUUUGCUUCUAAGAAGUGUUGAAAAUAUUCAAAUGUAUUUUGCUUUCUAUAGACAAAAAAAAAAAAGGAGACGCCAGUUAUUUCAUUCUUGUCUUCCGUCCCAGAUAUUGUACACUUUGUAAUUAUCCAUAGCAGACCUAUCCAUUAUUGUCCCAUUACAAAAUAUCUUCCCUGAGUCUUUGUUUUCAAACUUCUAAGAGUGCUGACCUACAACUGUUUACAUUACAAAAUGUGUAUCGUAUUGGUAGAAAACAAAUUUUCAUAUAUUGAAAGUGGGCAGCCAAGAUAUUGUUUGUCCUAAAAUUUUUCUUCCUUUUAAAUGUUUUUAUUUGGAGUCCUUUUGAUAGCUUGCUAUUGCCCAUGUUACUUGACAUGCGACGGACUUGACUUUACCGACCGUAUGAAUGCGUGACGGCACACUGAUAUACAUGUAAACUGAUCAUGACACACAAACAUGUACACACAAAAAAACAAAUGCAUUCAAAUGUCCAAGUUUUUUUUUCUCUUAUGGUUACAAGUAAUGUACAGAAAAUGAAAAAAUAAAAUUAAAUAAAAUCCUCUUGCAAUUC